AUGGCCUCGUCUCUGCCCCUCGCAGCUGCCAGUAACCCCAAAAGCUUGCCAACAAAACCCAGCAGUACCCUACCGCCCUCCCCGUCUUCAUUGCCCAUACCGCCACCGUCCCCACAGCUGUCGCCAGAGCCGCCGCCGUCGCCGGCUCAGCGAUCGCCACCCCCCCCACGGCCUCAACCGUCGCCGCGUCCUCAACCCAAGAAGCACCCUUCGCCGGCUCCGUCGCCAAAGCCGCCGUCGCCACGGCUGCCAGCACCACGGCGAUCGCCCCCCAUUAAGCGGAGCCCGCCACGCGUAUCUUCACCACCACCCUCUCCCUUACGGGUGGCAAAGACACCUUCGCCUGCAUCCCCAUUCAAGAUUGCGUCGCCGCAGCGGCCUCAGUCGCCGCUCGUCUGGGCCGCACUCAAACCCCCACCCCCGCCGUCACCUCAUGUACCCGACGCCCCGCUCGCGCCCCCGGCUACACCUUCAAUCCAGCCGUACAACUCCCAACCCGAGAAUGCACUGCUCAGGACGACGAUUCGCGCCUCUUUUUUGUCGUCGUACCUCCUGUACUGCCGGGCCAGAGCUCCUCCAACGCGUAUCGGCGACUCGUAUUCAGCAGCGGCGUGGUGGGGCGCCCAACAGUAUGACGCACUGGAGACCGGAGAUGCCGUACGACUAAUCGGCCAGCAGCGCGUGACGGCGGCAACGGCGGCGGCAGCUGUCGCACAGGCAGCGGCAGGAAAGGGCUCUGGUCUAACGGCGGCCGCUGCUGAUCAGGACGUCGAUUCCGACUACAUCCAGGCGGACACCUUGAGCGUCAUCUCCAGCAGCUUCUACCGCUAUCUGCGGCAUAUUAGUUAUGAAGUACCCCGCCCGCGGCCCUUCACCUCCAUCACUUACAUCUUAAACAUAUGCGGCCAGGUCAACCCGUUGAAACGCCAGGACUUGCUUCCCUAUUGGGACGGCUCCGCAAUGGAUGGCGCCACACUGCCCCAGUUCAUAUCUGACUGCUCGCACGGGGUGGAGAGUUUCAGUCAGGAGAACAACGUCCUCCUGGAACCCAUCGACGUGCCGUGCUACGCCACACCCUCCAACAACCGAUCGUACGACUCACAACGGUGCACGGACAGGGAGGUAUUUGGCUGGAUGCAGUACGCCAUGGAUGUCGUACAACAGUCAAAAACGAGUCUAGGGCUACAGCCUUGGAAGUACGAGCGACGCAUCUUCCUGAUCCCCGACCUGCCCGCCUGCGGCGAGUGGUGGUCCCUGGCGUCUGUGGGUUGCUCCGCGGACUGCCCCCUGGUCCAGAAAGUGAUGCCGGGCAGCUCCGUCCGUACGGUGGUUUCGCAGCUGAUUCACGAUCUGGGUCAUUCGUACAGUUUGUCGCACGGCGGCGCGCGGGAAGGCGCUCUACCGAGCGGGCUGGGCCGGGCGGGGGGAGCUCGGGCUGACCCCACCUGCCCCAUGGGCUCCGCCUCCGAGGCAGCCGGGCUGGUGUGUCCCAAUGCACCGAAUAGCUAUAAGAACGGCUGGCUCACUCUUCUAGACGGUAAGACUCGCAGCAGCACCGGCAACAUCACAGGGCCAUUCAUUGGCACCAUUAAGCUCCCCCCAACCAACACACGUCGGGAUGCCGUUGUAGCGGUGACAGUACCCGCCGCAGCCCCCACGGGGGCCACCGGACUCCGAGGUGGUUCCCCACCCAACGGCCGUUUCUUCAUCAGCUACCGCCUAUCAGGCAGUAGCAGCACCGGCAGCGCGUACGACAAGGCUCUGGCGGCGGAGCUGAGCGGACAGGUGUACGUACAUCAGUACGACGGUAUGACCGCACGUGUUGGCACGCCGUACAAGCCCCUCCUGGUGGGCGCGAGCACCGAUGUGGACGUCUACAAACGGCUGCGCCUCGGCGCAACGGCCAGCCCGUACUUUGCAGUACGGGUUGUCAGUACGGACGCUAAUUAUGCAACGAUCCAAGUCUGCAGCGCCGGGACGGGCCUUCUGCCGCAACAAGAGCCUUGCAAGCUGUGCGCAGACGGCCUGGAUAACGACUGCAACGGGCUAAUAGACGAACAAGAUCUAGCCUGCCAGGCGUGCUGA
This is a messenger RNA of Volvox carteri f. nagariensis, 2085 nucleotides long. RefSeq lists its product as uncharacterized. Bases 1 to 2085 code for a protein of 694 amino acids. The transcript has 11 exons. NCBI's taxonomy places the organism in Eukaryota, Viridiplantae, Chlorophyta, Chlorophyceae, Chlamydomonadales, Volvocaceae. The record is from RefSeq and is a predicted model, not a curated record.